CAUGGCUGGCGAGGUGGACCCGUCUUGCAACCCGGUCGAAUUGAUGGGCCAGGAUGCGUGUAACCCCAGUGGCCUGUAUGGGGUGGAGCGGGAGACGGAGGGGGGCGAGGAGGGGGCCGGCAGCAUCCACAACUCCGAGCCCACCACACGCAACACAGCGGAGUCUGACUUCAGCACAUUUGAUAUUGUUAAGGCGACGCAGUAUGGAGCGUUCGAGAGGUGCAAGGAGCUUAUCGAGGCCGGCUACGACAUAAACAAGAGAGACGGCGAGAACGUGACGCUCCUACACUGGGCGGCGAUCAACAACAGAAGAGAGAUUGUGAGGUACUACAUCUCCAAGGGUGCAGUAGUGGAUGCUGUUGGCGGGGAGUUGAUGUCCACACCUAUGCACUGGGCCACCAGACAAGGGCACCUGGGGAUGGUCGUGUUGUUGAUGAAGCAUGGCGCCGACUCCUCCAUGCGGGACGGCGAGGGCUGCUCCUGCAUCCACCUGGCCGCCCAGUUCGGCCACACUGCCAUCGUGGCGUACCUGGUGGCCCGGGGCGCGAACGUCAACCUCAUGGACAAGAACGGAAUGACGCCCCUCAUGUGGAGUGCCUACAGGGUGACCAGCCUUGACCCGACCCGACUUCUCCUGACCUUCGGCGCCAGCACCUCCAUGGCGGACCGUCUGCACGGCAACACAGCGCUGCACUGGGCCGUCAUCGCCAAGAACCACCGGGCCGUCAGCGUCCUGGUCAACCACGGUGCCAAUGUGGAUAUCGCUAAUGCCAGGGGUGAGUCAGCGUACAGCCUCAUCAUGAAGAGGAAGACACAGUGGCUGGACAAGAAGGUCCUCGAAAAGAUUCAGGAGAUGCAGAAGUCCUCCAGAAACAUUUGUUACCGCAUCAGCAACGACAAGACACUAAGGUACUGGACGAUGAUGGGGACCCCUUUCCUCGUCUUCUACGCGGUGGGUCUGGUGCUACAGCUUAACCUUCUCUACGUGCUCAAGAUUGGGAUAUUCAUGGCACUCUACAUCAUCAUCUACGGGGUGUCACGCGUCCUCUUUGAUGAACGGCUCAUGACGGUGAUGCCCAUGGCUGUCUACCUGGCGACCAAGUUCUGGUGCUACGUGACGUGGGUUCUCUACAUCCAUGAGUACGUGGGUCCCAGCAUGACGGGCAUCUUCUUCGUCACGUCGCUCCUCCUCUGGUACAACUUCAUGAGGGCGUGGCGAGGCGACCCGGGAGUCAUCACCGCAGACCAGGCCCAGAAGUAUCAGACCAUCAUUGAGUUAGCAGAGCGGGACGGCUUUGAACCUCAGUGGUUUUGCUCGACCUGCCUGGUUCGCCGCCCCAUCCGGUCCAAGCACUGCUCCGUGUGUGACCGCUGCAUCGCCAAAUUUGACCACCACUGUCCCUGGGUCGGCAACUGCAUAGGCGCCAACAACCUGAAGUACUUUAUCGGCUACCUGAUCAUGCUGUGUGGGAUGUGCUGCUUCAUGCUACAGGGCUGCUUCUACUUCUGGAAUGGGGCGUGCAGCAUCUUCUUCCUCAAACAAGGCUUCUGGUCAGGUCUUGGGUUGGUGGGAACAUGCGAGCCCUGGGUGUCAUGGGUGGCCGCCAACGCCCUACUGCAUGCUGCCUGGGUCGCCACACUGCUCGGAUGUCAGCUCUACCAGGUCCUGAUCCUCGGCAUGACCACUAACGAGCGCAUGAACUGCUACAGGUACAAGCACUUUGAGGUUGGGAAGAAGGGCGAGGUGCGGUCACCCUUCCAUCGGGGCGUGUGGCGUAACCUGCUUGACCUACUCGACUGGUCCUGCUUUGGCCUGCUGCACCCUGACCGCACAGACUGGCUCAGGACCUACACCCUCACCGAAACGACCACCGGGGACAAGCAGCCACUCCUCUCACAGUCAGACAUGUACCAGUAUGUCUAAGCUGACCAAGGCACAUCAUAUCAUAGCCAGACAUGUAAUACCUCUAUGGCAACUACUACUACUACAACAACUGCAACUACUACUACUUUUCCUACUACUUCUACUACUAUCAAGGUAUGUUUGCUAUCGUGUCAACAUCGCCGUAAUUCGUAUUCGUAACAGGAAAAUGAAAAAGAGAAGCUAGUCGGGGAAAUUGAGAGGUGGUACAGUAUAUAAAUAAGCUGCUGCCGAAUUAAUGAGUGUUCAUCCUAUUAUAUUUUAUUUUACGAUUGUUUAUUUUUACGCCACAUUUCAAUUUUCCAGUCUCUUUUUUUUAUUCCUGGUAUAAGUAUUAAUGAAAAUGGUGUGUGAAUGGAUUGGCAAACAUACCUUUCUACUACUACUACUACUACUACUACUACUACUACUACUAUCAACCCAUGUAGUAUUGAGGGUUAUACAUCAGACAUACAUUCAUACAUACACUCUCCUGUUAUGUAUGAUCAGACAUGUAAGUAAUUCAAUGUCUAACAAUUCUGUAUAGCCGUGACUUUAUACCAGACAUGCAACUAACAACCUCCAACAGACAUAACAGACAUUUUCUCAGUAUCUUUUAAGCUGAUGAUGAUGAUGAUGAUUGAGUUAGCCAUGUCUUAAGAGCAGCCAUCAAGAUACUACUUUAUUGUACUAACUUUCAGACAGCUACUUUUUAACAAACAGACAUUUCUAUCAGUAUGUCUAAGUCUUGUAUGCGGCCACUACCACCACUACCUAUUAAGACAUACUAUCAGCCCUUUUAACGAUACUACCAGAGCUCUCGACGCAGUGAGACAUAUGUUGUUUUAUGUCUUAAGUACGAUGGGAGUCUUACGUCAAUGUGUACCGCUAUCGUUAUUAUUAUUAUUAUUAUUACUAUUAUUAUCAUGGCCGAGUGUUUUAACGAUGACCACCGCUGUUGUGUGUUGGUUAGGCUGCGUUUGUGUGUGUGUGUGUCUGUGUGUGUGUGUAUUUAGUGCCUGACUGGGAUUAACGCAAGAACAAACUGCAUUUUUUAAUUUUUUUGGGAAGUGUGGCUUUACUAGAUUUUGUAAUUUUGCUGUCGUGUGGUCUAGUGUGUGUGUGCGUGUGUGUGUGUGUGUGUGUGUGUCGCGGUUAGCCUCACAGCAGCAGAGAUUUUAAGUUAGUCACACCAACAAUCCAUUUUCCUUUAUUGUAUAAGGCUGUAGUAUUUUUUGUUUAAUAUUGAUUUUAGGUAUUUUUUUUAGUUUCCCCUGCAGCAAGUCGGGUUUUCUGUGGGUGAUCGGUGAGCCAAAGAUGUUUUUUUGGGUUUUAUUCCCCUCCCUCCCUCCCUUCCUGCCUUCCUUUGUUUGGUUUUCUUAUUCCUUUUGGUUUUAUUUCCCUCCCUUCCUUCCUUCAUUUUUGUUUUUUAUUCCUCUUGGUUCUGUUCCCCUCCCUUCCUUCCCUCACACCUUCCUUCGAUUUUGUUUUUAUUUCUCCUCUUCCUCUUCCUUAUUGUACAUACCUCUGAACUUCUUUAUACAUAGCACGAGAAACACCUCUUCAAUUCUUCCCUCUUCCCUUCCUUUCCUUCUUCCUCUAGUUACAAACAGUAUCUUCGGUCUUUUUGUACAUAGGGAGACUUUUUAAGCUCAUCGUUAUCCUUUUCUUUUUGCUUUUGCGUCAUUAUAUUUUUCUUUUCGUCUCUUUUGAAUUUGCCUUAUUAUCUUUUGCCUUGCCCUUCUCUUUCCUCCUAAUCCUCCAUUUUUUGCACAUAUUUCCACUCCCGUUGUUCUCAUUUCUACCUUACUCUCAACAUUCCAAGGGGCAGGGAAUGGGAUUAGUCCUAUGAAAAUGUUGACAAAAAGAAACUGAAAACUGAUUAUAUAAAGUAGACUGUUACAUGAAAGUCUUUGUUGUGUAAAAGAAAGAAAAGAAGGAUAUAAUUUGAAUGGCCUUAGUUGUAUGACAGAGAGGAAAGAAAAGGAUGUUAUUGUGAAUUGUGUGAAAAUGUUAACAAAGAGAAACUGAAAACUGAUUAUAUAAAGUAGACUGUUAUAUGAAGGUCUUGGUUGUGUAAAAGAAAGAAAAGAAGGAUAUUAUUUGGAUGGCCUUAUUUGUUUGAAGGAGAGGAAAGAAAAGGAUAUAGUAAUUGUGAAGGUCUUCGUAGUUUUGAAAGAAAGGAAAGAAAGCAAGGAUAAAAUUAGGAAGUUCUUAGUCAUUCGAAAGAGAAGAAAGAAAAGAAAGAUUUGAUUAUGGUCUUAGUUGUUUGAAGGAGAGGAAAGAAAAGGAUAUAGUAUUUGUGAAGGUCUUCGUAGUAUGAAAGAAAGGAAAGAAGGAAAGGAUAAAAUUAGGAAGUUCUUAGUCAUUCGAAAGAGAAGAAAGAAAAGAAAGAUUUGAUUAUGGUCUUAGUUGUACGAAAGAGCGGAAAGAAAAAUAGGAUUGUAAUGGAUGGAAAGUUGGAUAGAUCGGAAAAACAUAUAAUUGUUGAGGGAAACUUUAUUUAUUUUUAUUUAUUUAUUUUUGUUUUAUUUUUUUUACAACAAAGGAGACGGCUCAAGGGCAACAAAAAGUGUGCAGAAAAAAAGCCCGCUACUCACUGCUCCCAUAACAGACAAGAGUAAAGAGUGGCCAAAAGAGAGGUCAAUUUCGGGUGGAGAGGUGCCUUGAUACCCUUGCCAUAUGCUGACAACUAAAAGAAGACAGUUGUAACGUAAGCAAAAAAAUCCUUCAUAUCAGACCGAAGCCUACAUCUCACUCGCUGUGUAUAUGUUCACAAAAAUAAUACAACAAGGUCACAUAUAUGGAGAGCAAAGUCCUUCAUCUAAGAAACUUAAAAAAAAAAAUCAAUAAGGUCACUCAAAUGAAAGGUUAGUGAAUGAAAAUGAAACAAAGGUCACAUAAAAAGAAAAAAAAUAAGAAGAAGAAGGAAUAAGUAACCAAGGGGGGGGGGGGGGUAAUAGGACAGAUCACCAAAGACAAAUUUUAUACUUGGGAAGAACAAAAAAAUACAAAGCCAUUAUAUUGUGUGUUGGUCAGAUGGUGGCGAGUAUUGCUAAUGAUAAUACUAAUAAUAAUGAGCCCACUAUGGUCAUUAUAUUGUGAAGGUCAUCCAUGGGGGUAGAAUUGGUGGAGUCGACAUCAACCCAAUUAAGUGAAUCUGCCCGAGCUGUCAUUUUUACGGCCAGGUGUCAGGUGUUGUCAGGUCAGGCUCCCUCUUAAUGGGCUCGGCCAGGCUCGCCCACCCCCAUUUUUUGGCCGUAAAUUUGACAGUUCGUCGGCUUCACCUCAAGGAAUGGGAUUAGCGGGCCAUGUCGACUCCACCAAUUCUACCUCCAUGGGGUCAAUGUAGGUGGUUUUGAAUAUCACUAAUAACAAUAAUAAUAAAAAUGACCCACCUAUUGUCAUUAUAUACAGUAGACUCUCUGUUUAACGCAAGACAGGUACGAAAGAAAUCAAAGCAAAAUGGAGGUGGUAUUUCAAAGGGAUUUAUCGAUUUGAGACUGGUAGGCCUUUUUUUAGUGUGUGUGAAGGGGUCAGGUCCAGGCAGCGUUACCAUAUUAUCGCACUCAAAACAUAGCAUUUAUCAGUUCCAGGGCCCGAAACUCUCCUACCCACACAGAUAACGAGAUUCCAGUUAAAGUUAUCGUUAAAAGCGUUACUUAUUGGUGUUUGUUUGCGAUAGCUGUGAGUCGGAAACCGGAAAAUACAAUGUGUAGCAUGGCUGAGUACGCUAACUUGGUAACACUGGGUCAAAGGCACAGUAUGAGGAAACCCUAUAGAAAUGUGGUAAAUGGAGGGUCUGCUGUAUUGUGUAGGUCAGUCAUGGAUCAGUGGGUCAUGUGAAGGGGUCAGGGUCAGGUCAAGGGCACAUUAUGAGGAAACCCUAUAGAAAUGCACUAAAUGGAGGGUCUGCUGUAUUGUGUAGGUCAGUCAUGGGUCAAGAGAUAAAGGUGGUUUUGAGUAUUGCUGAUGGUAACACUAGUAGUAAUAAUGAACCAGCUAUGCAUGGGUGUUGGGGUCGCUGCUGCCAACACCUUCAUGGGUUUAAAGUUAGAUACGAAUUUUGGGGUGAGUUGUGAGGUGGGUCUGUGUGCCUGUCCAGUCUGCCUGUUUGUUUUGCCUUAUAGAGUGAGAAUAUUUAUUUUUAUUAUUAUUUAUAUGGAUUUUUAUGUUCUUUGUUUUAUUAAUUUUUUGUGAUGAAUCAAAAUUUCACCUUUUGUUAAAUAUAUUGUUACCUAAAUGGAUAGUAAUGUUCCUUAUUUUAUUUUAUUUUGUGGUGAAUCAAAAUUUAAUCUUUUUUGUGUGUGUUACUUCUAUAAUCACUUGUGUGGAUGGUAAUGCUCCUUAUUUUAUUUAUUUUAUUUAUUUUAUUUAUUUUUUAUUUUUUUUGCUCUUUUCUUUUUCUGUCAAGACAACUAAAUAUAAUUGCUGAGGGGAACUUGUCAUAUAUUGAUAACUAAAAGAAGACAGUUGUAAUGUAAGCAAAAUCCUUCAUAUUAGACAAAAGUAUGCAUACGUAUAGGAAGGCACUUUUUUUUUUUUUUUUUUUUUUUUUUAUCUACUUUUUCUUCUUUUUCAAAUCAAUAUAAAUAAGGAUCAGUGUACAGGACAAACUCGCCCCACAACUCACAUUAACAGUCACCAAAGACACCAAUAUAGAGCGGUGUACAUGUGUGCGUGAGUGUAUGUGUGCGUUUCAGUGUGCAUGUGUCCGAGUGUGUGUGCGUUUGCAUGUGCACCUCUACGCCAGACAGCCUCGUGCUCCUGGCCACUAGUCACAAAGAGAAGGAGGUCAGGACUCUAUGGAAGGACUACUCAGAUGCCUUUGCCCGUCAAGCUCCUCCGAGGUGCGAGGUCUUAAGGUUUUGUACAUUUGUUCUUGCCGCGGGGAGUCCUCGCUUCUAAGGUCGUUCGCUUCUCUCAUGCGUCGGUCAGUCAGCCAGUCAGUUAUUCGUUGCCGUGCGUGUGGAUCUGCCGUGGAGCUGAAACCCAUAAGUUAAAUCCACGAGCCUCUGUUUGUGAUUACCGUACGUAGGAGCUUUUUUUUAUACAUCCGUAAACUUUGUACAUGUAGUUUUAUUUUUGUCUUUGUAUGUGUGGCUGGAUGUGGAAGUGACGAAAAUGAUAAUCCCGUUACGUACUCCACAUCCAUGACUCUGUUUGUGUUUUAUAGGUUAAUGUCUAUGAAAAUGUGACUUGUGAUGAUGGAGGUGAUGAAAAUGAGAAUCCCGUUACGUAAUCCACAUCCACGACUCUUUAUUUGUGUUUUUAUAGGUUAAUGUGUCUAUGAAAAUGUGACCUGUGAUGAUGGAGGUGAUGAAAAUGAGAAUUCCAUUACGUAAUCCACAUCCACGACUCUUUAUUUGUGUUUUUUAUGCGUUAGUGUGUCUUUGGAAAUGUGACUUAUGAUGAUGGAGGUGAUAAAAAUGAGAAUUCCGUUACGUAAUCCACAUCCAUGACUCUUAUUUGUGUUUUUUAUAGGUUAAUGUGUCUAUAGAAAUGUGAAUUAUGAUGACGGAGGUGAUGAAAAUAAGAAUCCAAUUACAGAAUCCAUAUCCACGACUCUUUAUAUUUAUGUUUUUAUAUGUUAAUGUGUCUAUAGAAAUGUGAAUUGUGAUGAAAAUGAGAAUCCACUUAUAGAAUCCACAUGCAUGACUUUAUAUUUGAUUUUUAGGCGUUAAUAUGUCUAUGGAAAUGGAAAUUGUGAUGGGGAUGAAAAUAUAUGUUGUAUUGAUGCAUUUACGACUCCAUAUGAUUGACAGUUAUGUGUAAGUGUGAUUAUCAGUUGUGGAGUUGAAGAAAACGUAACGCUAUGUCCUGUACAGCCUAUGAAUCCACAUCUCUGCAUUUAUGGUUAUGUCGGAGCUUGUUUUUAUACUUCCAUAUUUUGGGGUAGAUUGUUGAACGUAGAAGCUUGAUGACGUGGGACUCCUUUUUUUUUUUGGUCUGUAACUGUGGAUGUUUCGACGUAAUUUUAAGUUUGUGUAAUAAUCGACGGUCUUGUCCUCCCUCUUUCCGUUGGGUUCGUGAGGCGUUGUUGUGAGUUUUCGACCAAAGAUAUGAUAAUUGUUGUACCUCUCCCUCCCAACAACCUUCCAGUCAUCGUACCAUUGAUGCUCAUACUGCUGUUCCUCCUCCUCCUCCUCCUCCUCCUCCUCCUUCUCAGUCAUCUUCAGUAAGGCAUGUUCGUCAGUUCGUAUGCGUCUUUCCAAUCAGUUCCCAUAUCAGAAAAAAAAUACAAAGGAAACUAAACAGGAAUGAAAAUGGAUAAGGUUAAAAUAGAGAUUGGUUAACGUUUUUAUUUUUACUUUAAUAUUCGUUCAGCAAUAAAAAGAAGUGCUCAAGAAAACUAAGCUAAAGCAGGAAAGUUAAGUACGUAAUGUCAAAAUAAAGAUCGGUUAAUGUUUAUAUUUUAACUUUAAUUUUUGUAUGAAUGAAAAUGGAUAAGGUUGAAAUAGAGAUUGGUUAACGCUUAUAUUUUAACCUUAAUAUUUGUUCAGCAUUAAAAAGAAGAAGCGCUCCAGAAAACUAAGCUAAAGUAUGAAAAUUAAGUACGUAAUGUCAAAAUAAAGAUUGGUUAACAUGUAGAUUUUAACUUAACUUUAAUUUUUUGUAGUGCAGUAUCAGAAAGUAGAAGUGCUUGAGAAAACUAAGGUAAAUUUUGAAAAGAAGUAACAUCAAAAUAAAUACUGGUUAAUGUUCUUUUAACUUAACUUUAAUUUUUGUAGUGCAGUUCUUAUAUCAGAAAGUAGAAGCGCUCGAGAAAAGUAAGGUAAAUUUUGAAAAGAAGUAAUGUUGAAAUAUAGAUUGGUUAGCGUUCUUUUAACUUCUCUUUAUUUUUUGUUGUGCAGUUCUUGUAUAUCAGAAAAGAGAAGCGCUUAAGAAAUCUACGCUGAGGUAUGAAAAGAAUUGUAUAACGUCAACAUAAAGAUUGGCUCACAUUCUUUCAACUAACAUUCACUUUUAUCGUGUAGUUCUUGUAUCAGGAAAUUAAAUCGCUCAAGAAAGAAAUAACAUAAAAUAAGGCCGGUUAACUUCAUUUUUCAUUCCUCAGCUCAAUUUCCAACAAGUUACUUUCAAGACGUGAGUACAGUUUGGAUCGGUGCGUACAAACUGGUGAACAUCCUAAAGUCAGAACAAUGUAAGGUUGAGUCUGGGAGUGGCCAGUCAUUGUGUCGUUUGCUCAAAUUGUAGAGUCUGCAGCGUGUGUGUUUAUUUGCCGAAGGUUGAGGAGAGAGACACCGAGAAAAGACAGCCUUCAGUCACCCAGAAAUACGUCCAUCAAACACCUUCAGACACCCAGAAAUACAUCCAUCAAUUAUCCGGAAAACUUUACCCAUCAGAAAACCAGAAAAAACUUACUUUAGACAUCCAGAAAGAUAUCCUUCAUAGAGUUUUAUCCUUCAGAAAUUCAGAAAGCUCAAUCCUUCAAACAUUCACCCUAUGCCCCUGUCCACCCAGCAGUGAAUGGGUACCAGGUAUUAAUUGGGGGUUGUGUUCCGUCUCCUGUGAUCUGUUCCCUUCUCCUAUAAUUCCUUCCCCUUCUGUCUCUCACCGGCAUAUGACCACAGAUGUUGCGUCGACUAAAUGAAACUUUCCAACUUUCAAACAUUCAGAAACAUUUACUUUUCAGUCAUCCAGAGAGCUUUAUCCUUCCAUCAAAGCUCUGUUAUGUGGGAGUCAUGUUUUGUGAGGUCUCAGUUACUAGUCAUUCUUGCCUUUAUGUGAUGGUAAAGGACAGUGUAUUGAGCUGAAAGAAUGCGUUGUUCCGACCUUUUUAAUUCGUUUACUUAUUUGUUUAUUUAUUUGUUUUUAUCUAUUUAUUUUUGGGGAUGUGUCAGCCGGUAUAUUUGUCUUUUUUAUGCUCUAGUAGUGUCCUGAAAAUCCUUCCUACCACUGGGUUGUAUUUUCUUACCAAUCUUACUUUCUACCAAAAUCACAUUCAUUGACACUCUCAUAACUCGGAAUAAUAAUAAAAAAAAGCCAAACUAACUUGGGUGACAAUAAAGAGUGGCAACAUACAUCAACAACCUGUGAUUAAGAGGAACAGAAUCUAAAAGUGAAAAAAAAGAUAUUAAACCCACUUAGCAAUGAAGAACAAACUUGUCACAACCAUAAUCUUACGUAGCUAUACUGUGAGGUUGGUGUCUGGUGGUGUCUCUCUCCCUCACCCGUUUGGCAGAUUCACCCACGCGGCAGCUCUCUGUGUUUUGAUAUGUUCAGCGCAAGUCGGCAGUUGUGUUCCUUCUUGUUUAGUAUGGACACGCUUGCAUAUCAUACUGUCACCUUUGUAAAUAAACUGCCUAAGUCAUUUUUCAGUGAUUUCCGGAUUUUUGCCGCAAUUUUUCAUCAUUUAACGCAUUAUUUUGGUAUAGUCGCCUUUGUCAUUCAAGGUGUGUUUUCUAAAAUUUGCCUUAACCCGGUAGCUGCGGGGAUCAUGUCUCUUAAAGGCCCCUCUAAGCGAGAAAAAUGAGAAAAAAUCGUCACUCAAGCAAACCAUUUCAUAAAAUAUCAACGCAUUUGUGAUCAGUUUAUGCAUCAUCUAUUUUGGGGGGUUUAUAUCAUGUUAGAAAUUUGGCCUGUCGCUGCUGGUACACGGUAAAGCCACAAAUUUGGCCCCUCGCUGCUACCGGGUUAAAACAUUUCUGCUGAUAUCAUAUGCUGACUGAGAAAGUGAGACCCUUUUUUUCAAUAUCCCCAAAAGUAGGAAAAAUGAUAGGCAGCUUGUUUGAGGAGGUGACGUGAUAUAGGCGAAGGUGACAUAGUUUCCAUUGCUCUGUUGCCUUUAUCACUAUUUACCAAGAAGUAGAAUGAAAUGACAGGCAGUUUACUUACAAAGGUGAUGACAUAGUUUCCAUUGAUGUGUUCCCUGUGUCAUUAUUUACCAAGAAGUUUGUUUUAGGAAGACGGUGACGACAUAGUUUACAUUGCUAUGUUGCCCAUGUCACAAUUUCCCAAGAAGAAGAGAAAAUGACAGGCAGCUGGAGGUGACGAUAUAGUUUCCGCUAAUGUGUUGCCUCUGUGACUAUUUCCCGAGAAGCAGAAAAGGACUUAGGUAGCUUGUGUACGAAGGUGGUGAUAAAGUUUCCAUUCCCUGUGUCACAAUUUCCCAAGAAGCAGAAAAAAAGGACUUAAGUAGCUUGUUUACGAAGGUGGUGAUAAAGUUUCCAUUCCCUGUGUCACAAUUUCCCAAGAAGCAGAAAAAAAGGACUUAGGUAGUUUGUUUAUAAAGGUGACAUUGCUCCUGUGUCUCUAUUUCCCGAGAAGAAAAAUGACGGACAGUUUGUUUACGAAGGCGGUGACAUAGUUUCCGUUGCUGUGUCGCCUCUCUCACUAUUUUCCGCCGCUGUUUGUGUGUCACGGCGCCUCACUCGGCCUCCACUGCUGUGUUAUGCAAAUCAUUCCCCGCGUAAGGUUCAAAAUAAUCAUCUGGCACAAACUGUAGGAUGGUUAAGACGUGCAUUUAGCGUUAAGGCCUAAACGAUAUUGCUCUGUAAACUAAUCCUCUUUUUUCAUGACGUUGUAAGGAUAGUAUUUAUAUCGCUGUCGUUGGUAGGGUUUAGCAUCCGAACCAGAGGACGUUUUUAUGCAUAUUUUGUGACGGUUUGGAUUAUUUUUUAUCAUAGCGUGUCUUAUUUUUUUGUAUGAGCAAGAGUAUUAUUAUCUUUAAGUAAGUUUUAGAUCACUGAGUUCCUCUUUUUUGUAUACAUUAAGUGACCGCACCAAAUAUCUUCUUUUUUUUGCUCAUGGAUGUAUAUAUAUUCCAUUUACUCCCUAAUUUAUCAUUCUCUUCCAUUGCUCUGAUUUCCCACUUUUUGAUCAUGGUUUCAUUCACUCAUUUUACCAGACUACGAGUAUUUCAUUUCAUAUUUUCAUCGGUUUGCGCCCCAUUUCAUUUUCUGUGUUUGUGCCGUGUCCAGCAACUUGCCUACACUAAAACCCUUGAACAGAUUUUUGCAUUGAGGCUUCUAGUGGCCUUGUGUGUAUCAGAUGAAGGCAUUUAUUUAUUUAUUCACCCAAACUAUGUAUAGACUCAAUAGGUAACAGGAAAUAAAGAUACUCUCCUCUUUGAACUCCACAUCCUCCUCUGUCUCUCCCUUCAUCAAGAAUGUGUAUAGUCAAUAGGAAACAGGAAUUAAGUUUCUCUCCUCUAUAAACACCACAUCCCCUUCCUCUUUCUCUCCCUUUACCAAGAAUGUGUAUAGAGUAAUAGGAAACAGGAAAUAAAGAUACUCUCCUCUCUGAACUCCACCUCGACCUUCUCUCUCUCUCCCUUCACCAAGAAUGUGUAUAGAGUCAGUAGGAAACAGGAAUUAAGUAUCUCUCCUCUCUGAACUUCACCUCGUCCUCCUCUCUCUCUCCCUUCACUGAGAAUGUGUAUAGAGUCAAUAGGAAACAGGAAUUAAGUAUCUCUCCUCUCUGAACUCCACCUUGUCCUCCUCUCUCUCUCCCUUCACCGAGAAUGUGUAUAGAGUCAAUAGAAAACAGGAAUUAAGUAUCUCUCUUCUAUAAACUCCACCUUGUCCUCUUCUUUCUCCCUUCCCCAAGAAUGUGUAUAGAGUCAGUAGGAAGCAGGAAUAAAGUUUCUCUCCUCUAUAAACUCCACAUCUUCCUCCUCUUGUGUAAAUUAACAAAGACGAUCGACAGGCAGAGAUUAUGGAUUUAGAAAGGAAAACCACUUCUGCUCUCCUCUUCUUCCUCUUUCUCUUCCUUCCUUUCAUGUGUAAAUUAACAAAGAUGCUCGACAGAUAGAGUUCGUCAGUUUAGAAAGGAAAAGAAUUACUCCCACGCUCCUUUCUUCCUCUUCCUUCUUCUCUUCUUCCUCCUUCAUGUCUAGUAACUUGAUGAGACAGUUUUGUAUAUAUUUCUAAGAAUCAACUAGAAGAGUGGAAUUUUGGUAUGUGGUCUUGCCUUCCUCACUCCUCUUCCUUCUCCUCUCCUUUGUGCUGUGUCCAGUAACCUGAUGAGACUCCUUUGAAGAUUUAUUUAGGAGUUUCAAGCAUAAACACCAGACAUUUAUGGCAUUUACUUAUGUGGUCUUGUCUGCCUUGUUCUUCUCCUCUCCUUCUUCUCAUUUAUCCAACGAUGCAUUUUCCAAGACAUGUUUAUGGGAGUUUCAAGCAUAAACCAGACUUCUAUUGCAUUUCAGUGUGUAGUCUUACUGUUUUUUCUUGUCUCACUCUUCUAACUUUUCCCCUUCAUGCUAUUAACGACAUAUUUUCAAAGGCAUAUGUGUAGGAGGUUCAAGAAUCAACCAGACUUUUAUGGCAUUUCAGUGUGUGGUUUUACUGUUUUUCUCCUACUUUCUCCUACUUUCUCCCCUUCAUGCCAUUAACUUGACAUAUUUUCCAAGACAUAUGUGUAGGAGGUUCAAGAAUCAUCCAGACUUUUAUGUCAUUUCGGUAUGUGAACUUACUUCUAUCAUACUUCUCUUCUUCCUUCUUCCUGCACUUAAUGAGACUUUCUUCAAGACGUGUUUGUAAGAGGUUCAAGAAUCAACCAGACUUUUAUGUCAUUUCGGUAUGUGAACUUACUAUACUACCAUACUUCUCUUCUUCCUUCUCCCUGCACUUAAUGAGACUUUCUUCAAGACGUGUUUGUAGAGGUUCAAGAAUCAACCAGACUUUUAUGGCAUUUCAGUGUGUGGUCUUAACUACUAUCUUACUCCUCCUCAGCUUCCUUUUCCUUGCACUUAAUGAGACUUUCUUCAAGACAUGUUUGUAAGAGGUUCAAGAAUCAACCAGACUUUUAUGGCAUUUCAGUGUGUGGUCUUAACUACUAUCCUUCUCCUCCUCAGCUUCCUUCUCUUUGCCCUUAACGAGACUUUCUUCAAGACGUGUUUGUAGAGGUUCAAGAAUCAACCAGACUUUUGGAUAUCUGGUACGUGGCAUUUGUUUACCUGCCACUCACUUCUAUGUAUCAUUAUGGUGUUCGAGGAAGGACGUUUGUGUAUAUUUACCACUGUACAUACCACCACUACCACUACUACCACCAUUACCACUACUACUACUACUAUUACUAUUCCCACAGUUCCAGGAUCAUAGAACAAAUAAUUUCACUGUGCAGUACUGUUAUUAACUGGAACAAAGCAAAAGUAGGCUAGACUAAGGGAUUUUUAUAUACAUAACUACUACUGAUAAUAUAUAUAUGACAGCCUCUCCUUUUUUUUCAUGCCUUUUAUCCACCCACACACACUUCCUGCCCCCCGAGACGAGCCAGUAAUAUGCAGAGUUGGCUUCCCUUAAGUGGUAAAGAUAUCAUUAUUCUGUUUUUUUUAAGUUCUGUGUCACUCCAUCAAAUACUACUACUACUACUACUACUACUACUACUAUGACUGGUACUCCUACUUCUAUCAUAUAUGGUAUCUGCGCAUUUUACUUCUAAUUCUACUAAUACUACUACCACUACUAUAAAAAGAAUACUACUACGUACUUCUAAUUCUACUACUUCUGCCACUAGAAUUACUAUCACUACCUCUACUCUGCUGCCACUACUUCUACUACUACUGUUCAUUUUGUGGACAUUUAUAUCAUCAUUCUUGGGUACGUUUCUAUCAUCAUUUACAUUGUUGUGAUAAAGGGCGGCCGAUGGGUCACUGGGCUGCCGUGAUGUGGGGUAGCUCGUGUAAAUAGAGAGUUAAGGGUUAGCACAAUUUGUCAUGUUCUGCAGUGAAGCCUCAAGCCCCGUAGAGGAUGUUGUGAAGGAGAUGUGUUGUGGGUACGUUUUGUGGUGUGUUUACGAGUGUUUGUUUUGUAAUGUUCUCGUAGUGUUGUCUCGUGUGUUUGGGGAUUUUGUUUAUGGUAGAAUAUUUUUGCUUACAUCUUUUAUUCCUAUACUAAAGUACAGAUUAGGUGAAGUAAGAAAAACGUAGUAUUGUGUUUUAGAUUUUACGGAAGAAUAUUUUUGCUUACAUCUUUUAUUCGUAUAGUAAAGUACAGAUUAGGUGAAGUAAGAAAAACAUAGUAUAUUGUGUUUUAGAUUUUAUGGAAGAAUGUUUUUGUUUGCUUUUCAUUUAUAUAAGGUAAAGUGUUGUUGUUUUUUAUAUUAUUAUUAUUUUUUUUUACAGCAGAGGAGUCAGUUCAAGGGCAUAAGAAAAGGAAACAAAUAUGAAAAAAAAGCCCGCUACUCACUGCUCCUAAAAAGAGUUAGAGGAGUGGCCGAGAGAUAGUAAAAAAAAAAAAAAAAAAUAUGAUCUGUACAUGAAUUAAAAUUACUACAUGAUUCAGGCUUGUAGGGAAAUCUACCUCAUAGAAUGCAAUCAGAAACGCAUAUCUUGUGUUUAGAAAUAGCACUUGGAAAUUAUACUGCAUCCGCACAUUGAUUUUUUGCAUAAGGAAAGCAAGAUUUAAUUUAGUGGUAUAAGACUUUAUUUAAGAUUUACCUCAUGAGCAACACAGUUCUGAUUUUAAUAGCCAGUGAGAUUAUUAAUUUAAUUAUCGAUAUAUUAUACUUUUAUUGGUUUAUUAUAUCGCAUUCACACUUUGAUUUUUUGUAUAAGGGAAGAAAGAUUUAAUUAAGUUAGUGGUGUAAGAUUUUAUUGAAGAUUUACCUCAUGAGCAACACAAUUCUGAUUUUAAUAGCUAGUGAGAUUAUUUAUUUAAUUACCGAUAUAUUAUACUUUUAUUCCUAUGGAGUUUGAGGUUUCACUGCUCACUGUGUCGUUCUUUUUUUAUAUGCCAGUGGACGUCAAAGGUGGCUGUCACUGGGUCUUUAUUAUUAUCAUUACAAAAUAGUUGAUGAUAUAUUUUUUCCAUUUGCAAGCCACAUUCUGUCUGUCAAAGGUGGCUGUCACUGGGUCUAUAUUAUUAUCAUUGCAAAAUAGUUGAUGAUAUAUUUUUUCCAUUUGCGAGCCACAUUCUGUCUGUCAAAGGUGGCUGUCACUGGGUCUAUAUUAUUAUCAUUGCAAAAUAGUUGAUAUAUUUUUUCCGUUUGCGAGCCACAUUCUGUCUGUCACGUAUUACCACAGGAACUCUCACUCGUCACAAAUCCCUCACGCGGCUUCGUAAAAUUGUGGCUUUACUUAUUCUUGUAUGACUCACUUUCAUUUUUUUCUAUUAAAUGUAAAAAAGAAGAACAUGAAUGAAUUGCUGUAGUGUUCUCUCCCUCUUUCGUCACAAAUCCCUCACGCAGCUUCAUAAAAUUGUGGCUUUCCAUCUUUACUUAUUCUUGUAUGACUCACUUCCAUUUUUUUCUAUUAAAUGUUAAAAAGAAGAACAUGAAUGAAUUGCUGUAGUGUUCUCUCCCUUUUCUCUCCAUCUCCUUUUCCUUAUAUGUUGUCAUAUCACCUCGUCACUUUAUAUUGUGUUAUCAUUGUUACUAUGGAGCUUGUGUGUGCAUAUGUGUGUGUGUGUGUGUGUGUGUGUGUGUGUGUGUGUGUGUGUGUGUCAGUGAGCAAUGGACAUACAAACCAAAUUAGAUGUACCGUAAGUUAGAUUUUUAGUAGUUACGUCAAUAGUGAUUAACGAUGUGUGGGAACUGUGUGCAGGUAUUGUGUGUGUGUCUGAGGAUGCAAACUUGUGUAUAUUAUUCCUUACAAUCAGUAGAACACACACACAUACACACACAACAUGAAGGACUGCCUCAUACAUACACAUACACACACACAUACAUCUUUUCCCUUACCAAUAUUCCGAGGUUAGCGUCAUUAUGUUGCUGUAUUCAUCACUUUUAGAACAACGCUUUACCACCUGCCACUCGCUGCUUCUCUUACACUCACACUCUCACACUCACCCUCUCCCGCCUGUGUCCUGGGAGAGCCGUAGGGACGUUCGGAACAAGUGACUGCAGACGUGAAGUGAAAUAAAACUUGCAUGAUUUUUUUUACAGAUA
Eriocheir sinensis (Chinese mitten crab) is the source of this 16732-nucleotide messenger RNA. It is a transcript of the gene Hip14, whose product is annotated as palmitoyltransferase Hip14-like. Gene Ontology annotation, cellular component: Golgi membrane. Lineage: Eukaryota; Metazoa; Arthropoda; Malacostraca; Decapoda; Varunidae. Gene Ontology annotation, biological process: protein palmitoylation. The transcript is spliced from 14 exons. The coding region runs from base 2 to 1924 and encodes 640 amino acids. The record is from RefSeq and is a predicted model, not a curated record. Gene Ontology annotation, molecular function: palmitoyltransferase activity; protein binding.